This is a messenger RNA of Astyanax mexicanus (Mexican tetra), 1559 nucleotides long. RefSeq names its product trace amine-associated receptor 1-like. The record is from RefSeq and is a predicted model, not a curated record. Bases 324 to 1373 code for a protein of 349 amino acids. Gene Ontology annotation, molecular function: trace-amine receptor activity. Gene Ontology annotation, biological process: adenylate cyclase-activating adrenergic receptor signaling pathway. The transcript has a single exon. NCBI's taxonomy places the organism in Eukaryota, Metazoa, Chordata, Actinopteri, Characiformes, Acestrorhamphidae. Gene Ontology annotation, cellular component: membrane.
CUUCCCAAAAUGUGCUGUUUUCAGGCUCAUAUGGCCAUUAGAGGCUUGCUACCUUGGUGUUCUUUCUCUUGGGUUUAUUACAGGCAUGAUUGUUGAGAUGUGAAAAGAUCAUAAAAAGGAGACCGUUUUUGUCAUCUUGCUACCUUUGCCCAUUCUGCAGUCAAAGGAAAAGGCUGGCAUGGGUCUUUUUUUUUCAAACAAAUAUCUUGUAUUUAAAUAAUGUUUACUUUUAGUUAAGAUUACUUCUAAAAAAGAAUUCUUAAUUAUUUAGAAAAUAUUUAUUUAGAAAAAUAUUUUGAAUCAGUUGUGUUAAGUUUUAUUGUAUGGUUAGAAACCAUUUGAGUUACCAAAUGACUUUGAGCCAAACCAUUAUACUGGGGAACUCUCCACUGUGCUAUGCAUCUCUCAAUGGUUCAUGCAAAAAGUAUAUUUAUCCAAAAGAAGCUCAAACUGUACUUUAUCUUUUGCUUGCUACCAUAGCUUUUCUUACAUUUUUGGGGAACCUGCUGGUGAUCAUAACAGUUAUUCACUUCAAGCAGCUGCACACACCAACUAACUACCUCAUUCUCUCUCUGGCUGUAGCUGAUCUGCUUGUAGGAGGGGUGGUGAUGCCUCCCAGCAUGCUACGCUCUGUGGAGACUUGCUGGUAUUUGGGAAACAUAUUCUGUAAAAUACACAGCAGUCUUGAUGUCACAUUAUGCACCGCUUCGAUUCUAAAUCUGUGUAUAAUUUCUGUAGAUCGGUAUUAUGCUGUGUGUCACCCCCUUCUCUAUCACAGUAAAAUGACUCCUAAUGCCACUCUACUAAUGAUAUUUGUGUGCUGGACCAUUUCUGGUUUUGUGGGAUUUGGAAUGAUCUUUCUUGAGCUUGGUAUUUUGGGAGUUGAAGAUUUUUACUACAGUAAUGUUGCCUGUGAGGGCGGCUGUUUUCUGUUUCUAAGUAAAACAGCAAGUGCUGUAUUCACAAUGCUCUGCUUCUACAUUCCAGCUGUGGUCAUGAUCAGCUUAUAUCUGAAAAUAUUUCACAUUGCUAAAAGACAAGCUCGACUAAUACAAAAUGCUCAAAUCUUGUCUUCCCAUCGACAUACUUCAGUGGGUAGGACUGAGAUAAAAGCUACUAAAACUUUAGCCAUUGUUGUAGGUGUAUUUCUGUUGUUUUGGACACCUUAUUUUAUAUGUGCUUUAAUUGAUCCUAUUAUUGGACAUGUUGUUCCAUCAUUUUUGUUUGACUUUUUUGCUUGGGUUGGAUAUUCAAAUUCCACUUGUAAUCCCAUUGUUUAUGCAUUAUUUUACAUCUGGUUUAGAAAAUCAUUUAGAAUUAUUCUAUUAGGCAAAAUAUUCAAGCCUAAUUCAUCUAGAAUAAAGUUAUUUUGAUUAGAAGUUUAUUUCACAAUGCUAAAUGUCUUUAUGUGAUAUUUAAGUGCUGUGUUUUUUGUACAAAUAUCAUAAUACAGAACUGUCAGUGCUGCCCUCCAUUUGUUUACACUUUACUCUAACUUGUUUUAUGUUUUAAUGUUGAGAUAGAGAAAUAUAUUCAAUUAGACUCAUUUCAAUAAUUGU